Molecule: messenger RNA, 2115 nt
Organism: Oncorhynchus keta (chum salmon)
Lineage: Eukaryota; Metazoa; Chordata; Actinopteri; Salmoniformes; Salmonidae
Product: ammonium transporter Rh type B-like
Exons: 1
Coding region: 33-1529 (498 amino acids)
Biological process (GO): ammonium homeostasis; ammonium transmembrane transport
Cellular component (GO): plasma membrane
Molecular function (GO): ammonium channel activity
Source: RefSeq, a predicted model, not a curated record
GCUGUACAGUGUGCAUUUCUGCUCUCUGCCAAAUGCCAAUCUUUAUCUGGCAGCAGAGCUAUAAAGCGUGCGGCUGCAGGAGUAAUUGGCCUAUGCGAGGUGUCCAUUCCACCAUGAAUAACUCUACUAGCCUCAGGGUGCGGUUGCCAGUGCUGGUACUGUUGAUGGAAGUGGUUUUCCUUGGUCUCUUUGCCGGCUUUGUCACCUACGACGACAAUGCCAAUGCCAAGUUUCAGAACAAUGAGACCAACCCUAUGGACAACUCCCUGUAUCGGGACUAUCCCUUCUUCGCGGAUGUGCAGGUGAUGAUCUUCGUUGGCUUCGGCUGCCUGCUGGCCUUCCUACGGCUCUAUGGCUUCAGCGGGAUGGUCUUCAACUUCUUAACAGCCACCUUUACCAUCCAGUGGGCCAUCUUGAUGCAGGGCUACUUCCAAUUCUACUCUGAUGGAAAGAUCCACCUUGGGGUCAUCAACCUGCUCAAUGCUGAGUUUGCCUGUGCCGUGGUGCUCAUCUCCUUCGGGGCGGUGCUGGGAAAGACCAGUCCGGUGCAGCUGCUGGUCAUGGCCCUGCUAGAGGUCCCUAUCUUUGCCUUGACAGAGUGGGCUGUGCUGAAGUACCUAAAGAUCAAUGACGCAGGUGGCUCCAUCCUCAUCCACCUGUUUGCCUGUUACUUUGGGUUGGGGGUCACGUUUGUGCUGUAUCGGCCUAGCCUGAAUGACGGCCACGUCAAGGAGGUUACCAGUUACCAGUCAGACAUCCUGUCGUUGAUGGGCACCCUGUUUCUCUGGGUGUUCUGGCCCUCUUUCAACUCUGCUCUGACCUUAAAGGGUGAUGACCAGCACAGGGCCGUCCUGCACACCUUCAUAGGCCUCAGCUCCUCAACGAUGACCGCUUUCGCCUUAUCUGCCGUAUUCAACAAGAGAGGCAAGCUCACCAUGGCCGACAUUCAAAAUGUGACUCUGGCGGGUGGUGUGACUGUUGGGGCCUCUGUGGACAUGAUGAUCUCCCCUGCAGCCGCCUACGCCCUUGGGAUCAUGGGCUGCACCGCCUGCUUCAUGGGAUACAGGUACCUCACCCCGUUCAUGGCCCGCCACUUCAGGAUCCAAGACCAGUGUGGCAUCCACAAUCUCCACGGCCUCACCGGCCUCAUAUCCUGCACGGCUGGCAUUUGUGCCAUCCUCAUGGCCAACGAAGAAACCUAUGGCCCCAGCAUGUACCAGAUCUUCUCCCACCGUGCACCCAUGGAGGGAGACCCAAAGCUCCUAGAGCUACAGCAGCUGAUCCCAGGGCUGAAGCCCGGGCUGGGGCGCACCGCCAAGGAGCAAGCCAUCUACCAGGUGGCAGCUAUCUUCUCUACCAUCGGGGCAGCCGCUGUCGGUGGGGUGCUGACCGGCUUUGCACUGAAGUUGCCCUGUCUCGCUACGCCGUCUGACGAGUUCUGCUUUGACGACGAGCUGUUCUUCGACGUGCCCUCUGAUUUUGCCAGCAUGGGGGUGCACAAGGCCCCCCCCAGCAUAAAGGACAUUUAGGACAAUACCAAGGUCUGAACUCACAUUUCAGGCUUCCAGCCCUGUAUGGGGACACUGGGUUAACAAUACUGAGGAAUGAAUGUGAAGGUGUGACGCUGCAAAAUGUUGCACAUAGUGUUAGCUUUCCACUCUCUCUUAUAUGACAUGAGAAGAUGGGAUUGACAUCUUAUACAUUCUUGCCAGCUUUCAAGUUCUUUGGCAUUUUGAUCAAUUAAAAAAAUAUUAUUUGAAUGUUUGUUGUGUACAGAAGGAAUAGCUGCUGUUCAUUUUGACCUGUUAUUGUUAUUGACAAUUGUUAUACAAUUAUUUGUUUUGUUAAUUUUGCAAGAUGACAAUUUCAGAUGUGCACUUUUUUACAGAGUGAAUGUAAGAGUGAGAAAUAAAGUGUUAUACUGUCAGGAAUUUACACAACUAUUGGAUGAUAUUGAAAUAUUCACAAUGGGCUGAAUUUGUACAAAAAUGAUCAAAGAUUUGACAAUACAAUUGAUGCUUUUUUUGUAGUAUGUUUAUUGAUGUUUUAAAAUCAUAUUUUUGACUUUAUUGGAAAUAAAACAUGAAUUAUAUUAAAUUUAUAUUUGUUAUUCAA